Messenger RNA from Manis javanica (Malayan pangolin), 1379 nucleotides. Lineage: Eukaryota; Metazoa; Chordata; Mammalia; Pholidota; Manidae. The record is from RefSeq and is a predicted model, not a curated record.
CCCCACCACACGCCCGCCCGCCCGCGCCCCGCACGCUAGCCCACGACCGAGCGGCGGCGGCAGCAGCAGGCUGCAGGCGGCGGCGACUCGCACCGGCGUGCUCCUGGCAGCGCUCGCCAUCCCAGCUCGCGGGAAGGGAGGUCGCGGCAGCGGCCUGGCGGCACCGGCGACCGUGGCGACAGCGGCAACAGUGGCGGCGGCGGUGGCGGCAGCGGCGGCGGCGGCGGCGGAGGCUGCGGCGGCGACCGUGGCGGAGGCGGUGGCAGAGGCCUCCGUGGCAGAGGCGGAAGCAGAGGUGGAGGCUGAAGUGGAGGCCGAGGCCUCAGUAGAGGAGGCAGUGGCGGAGGCCAACCUGCGGGAGGCAGCGGCCUCCCUGGCAGGGGAGGAGGCGGAGGCCGCCCUGGCGGCCGCGGCCGCGGCUGUGGCCGAGGCCAGCGCAGCCGAAGCAGGCUCUGCAGCAGAGGUUGCGGCGCCCCCCUUGGGGGAGGGGGAGGCGGAUGCGGAUGCGGAUGCGGAUGUAGGGGUGGCGGCGGCUGCAGAUGCAGAUGCGGAGACGGGCGGGGGCUCCGAGGGGAACCCAGACUUUCCUAUGGCCUCACUGUACGUGGGCGACCUGCACCCUGAGGUGACAGAGGCAAUGCUGUACGAGAAGUUCAGCCCGGCCGGGCCCAUCCUCUCCAUCCGCAUCUGCAGGGACAAGAUUACCCGCCGCUCGCUGGGCUACGCGUAUGUCAACUACCAGCAACCAGUGGACGCCAAGCGGGCCCUGGAGACCCUGAACUUCGAUGUCAUCAAGGGCAGGCCAGUGCGCAUCAUGUGGUCGCAGCGGGACCCAUCGCUCCGCAAGAGCGGGGUGGGCAACGUCUUCAUCAAGAACCUGGGCAAGACCAUCGACAACAAGGCGCUGUACAACAUCUUCUCGGCGUUUGGCAACAUCCUCUCCUGCAAAGUGGCCUGCGACGAAAAGGGGCCCAAGGGCUACGGGUUUGUGCACUUCCAGAAACAGGAAUCAGCCGAGCGGGCCAUCGACGCGAUGAAUGGAAUGUUCCUGAACUACCGCAAAAUUUUCGUUGGGAGGUUCAAAUCGCACAAAGAACGAGAGGCGGAAAGGGGAGCCUGGGCCAGGCAGUCCACCAGUGCUGACGUCAAGGAUUUCGAGGAAGACACUGACGAGGAGGCCACCUUGCGAUGAAGACAUCUCGGGAGCGGGCCAGCCAGCAGAGCCAACCCUUGGCUCCCACCCGGUUUACAACCCUCCCUUUGACCCCUUAACCCACCAGCAGUGUAUUGUAUUGGGAGUGCAGGUCUCUCUCUCUGUCUCCCCACCCCUUUCCUCUCUCUCUCUCUUCCAGUCUCCACCCCUCCCUCUUUCUCUUCUC